Onychostoma macrolepis is the source of this 4066-nucleotide messenger RNA. RefSeq names its product gastrula zinc finger protein XlCGF52.1-like. The record is from RefSeq and is a predicted model, not a curated record. The transcript has 3 exons. Bases 1313 to 2542 code for a protein of 409 amino acids. NCBI's taxonomy places the organism in Eukaryota, Metazoa, Chordata, Actinopteri, Cypriniformes, Cyprinidae.
UCUACAUCAUCAUCAUCUCCAAACCUCAUUCCUAAAAACACAGUUUGUGGCCACAUCUUGGAUUGCAUCCAAUCCAUAUACUGUAGAAAAAAAGAUUUGUUGUGUAUCUAUUAUUCAUAGAGGGCUGAUAUGGGAAGGAAAAUUAUGUUAGUAAAUUAAUUUCCAGUAAUCCAGCAGCUUGAUAGAUUAUUUAUUAUUAAGAUUUAUAUCAUCACAUUUUAGCCCAGAUUAUGUACUGCCAUCUUUAAUAAAGAUAACCUGAGAAAAUGUAAAUCACAUUUCGUUAACAUUUAGAAGAAAUUAUUAUAACCUUUUUAAUUAAAGUUUUCCAUUCAGAGAGUCAAAGUAAACUGUUUUAGCCCAACAUCAAUUGAAUACUGUAAUAUAAUCUUCUUUAAACAAAUAAAGCUGAAAUUUGAUUUUUUUUUUUUUUUUCGUCUUUAUAUUCUGGGGAGAAACUGAGACUGAAUAAGGUGAAUACUUUGACAUGAAAAUUCAGUUUCAGUUAAUAAAUUAAAUAGUUAAAUCUCUGCAAUAACAAAUUUAAUUUUGAUAGACAAAUUCUUUAUAAAUCUGAAAUACGAAGAUACUGGUGUUUACCUUUGAUUGAGAAUAUCACAAGUGCUGUGUAGUUCAUCAUGAAUUGAAAAACACUUUUUAUGGAAAAAAGACUUUUAUUUUGGUGUGGCGAUGUGACGUCAUAAGGCUGCGCCGCGCUCCCGCGUCUGUGAUUCGGCUGAAGAAAGGUGCGUCUCAUUUCGCUCCCUUGGGUCGCUGGCGAGCAGUGAUGAGAAACGGAGCUUUUCGAAACCACGAGUCAACUGAAUCAAAUGCAUCGCAAAAUGAUUCACUUGUUUUGAAUCGCUCGACUCAGCGCACACUGACGACUCCUGCUGCUCAAAACAGUGAAAAUGCAACGAGAACAAACACAAACUUGUGUAAUGACAACUUUUAUAAACCAAAUGCAAAUGUUUUCAUGAAAGUGGAAUCUAAUUAUUUGUAGAUUAUAUAUAUAAUUAAGUCUUAAUACAAAUGUGAACCUUUGUGUAUUUUUGUCAUUCUGUUUGUUUGAAUGCUUUGGUUGUUUUUGUCUCAUCAAGUCCAUUAACUCUCUCUCUCUCUCUCUCUGACUGACUCCCUCACCAGUGCGCUGACUACUGAUCUCGGGAGCUGAUUGAGACACAACCAGAGAUUUAGUUUGGGUUUAGUUAUCUUUCAGCUAAUUAUUCUCAUCUUAAACAGGAGAAAGUGUCCAAACACACAGAAAAACUCCUGUUGAAGCGACUGAGAUUCACGUGACACUAUUAUAAAGAUGGCGUUUAUUAAAGUGGAGAGUGAAGACGUGAAGAUUGAUGAAACAUUCAGAGACAAACAUGAAGAUACUGAGACACAAACAGACCUGAUGGCACUGAAAGAGGAAAAUCAAGACCUGAACGAAACAGAAAAUACAGACCAAAAUGAAAAACAUAAUUAUUUCAAAACUGAAGAAAAACUGAUUAGUUGCUCACAAACUGAAAAGACUUCCUCACCAAAAAAAGCUCAAAAAACACAAACUACAAACCUUAAUCCCCACUUAAGAGUUCAUACUGGAGAGAGACCUUACACCUGCCAACAGUGUGGAGAAAUUUUCAGUCAAAAAAGACGCCUUAAAGUCCACAUGAAAAUUCACAUCGAAAAGAAUCCAAUAAUAUGCUCUCAGUGUGGAAAGAGUUUUAAACGGAGAAAUCACCUUAACACCCACAUGAUCAUUCACACUGGAGAGAGACCUUACACCUGUCCUCAGUGUGGAAAGAGUUUCAGGGUUAAAGGAAACUUUAAAGCUCACAUUAGAAUUCACACUGGAGAGAAACCUUACACAUGCAAACUGUGUGGCCAAAGUUUCUCAUUAAAUAACGGUCUUAAGACUCACAUGAGAAUUCACACUGGAGCGAAGCCAUUCACAUGUGAUCAGUGUGGAAAGAGUUUCACACAGAAAACACUCCUUAAUGCCCACAUGAGAGUUCACACUGGAGAGAGUCCUUUCACCUGCGAACAGUGUGGGAAGGGCUUCACACGAAAAGAAAAUUUUAAGGUUCACAUGAGGAUUCACACGGGAGAGAAUCUGUUCACAUGUGAUCAAUGUGGAAAGAGUGUCACAUGUAAAGAUGGCCUUAAAAAGCACAUGAAGAUUCAUUCAAGAGAGAACAGUUUUAAAUGUCAUCAGUGCAAAAGGAUAUUCACAGACACGCAGCACCUUCAGGAUCAUGUUAAAAUUCACAACAGACAAAAGCCUUUCAGGUGCCAUCACUGUGAAAAGAGUUUCACAAGCAAUACAAACCUUGAGAAUCACAUAAGAGUUCACACUGGGGAGAAACCUUUCACCUGCAAACAGUGUGGAAGGAGUUUCACGAUUAUAGGAAACCUUAAGACUCACAUGAGAGUUCACACUGGAGAGAAACCUUACAAGUGUCUUCAGUGUGAGAAGCGUUUCACAUGUAAAAGCAGCAUGAAACGUCAUUUGCAAACUCAUUCUGGGAAGAAAUUGUCGUUUUCCUCAGAGUGACGAGAGGUUUUAGAAAAAGGAGUGAUUUCUACAGUCACCUGUGCAUUCAUUCUCAAAGACAAUUCAAUUGUAGUCAGUGUAAGAAAAACAUUUUUUGCAUUCACACUUAACAUGAAAAGUCAUGCAAAUGUGAGACCAUGUUUGUGUCCUUUGUUAUAGAGUAUGACAGGGACGGUUCUAUGAUUUCAUCUUUAGGGGGGGUUAGCCCUCACUACUGUUGCUGAUAACCAGUGUUGGGGGUGACGCAUUACAAGUAAUGUGAGUUACAUAAUCAGAUUACUUUUUUCAAGUAACUAGUAAAGUAACAUUACUUUUCCAUUUACAAGAAAAUAUCUGAGUUACUUUUUCAAAUAAGUAACACCUGUUCCUUUUUUCCCAUUUAUUGAUUGACAGCUCUUCUGUCCCCAUGUUGAGAGAACUCAGGAGUAAGAUGUUACUGUAGUUCUUGAAUAAAUGCGAACAUCCAUUAAUUCAUCUCACUUGCAAAAAAACUAAUUUAGUAUUCCUCAGUGAAUAAAAAUGGUAAAAUGCAACUCAGAAUAUGACGCAAACCUGCAAUCAUUAAAUGUUAAAUAACACAUAUCCUUUAUGUAUUUAAUUCCAUUUUAUUAACCAGUGCCUUUGCUGCUGACCUUCAGUGAUCCAAUUCAACCAUACUAAUAAGCAAAAAUUACUCUAGAUAAACAUUUGCGCUUCUUUUUUUUUAUUGCUGAAGUGUGUUGAACCUACUUCUACAUUAAAUUGUACAGACGUGAAUUCACUUUCCCUUCAGCCUGAGGUGUAUUCAUUUCACAUUUGGUGUGAAAGGGCUUUUACGUUUGCCAAAAAUUUGUACUUUUUUAUAUUAAAAACAAACAAGCAAGCCCUGCCCAUAUUUAAAAAGUAACGCAAAAGUAACGUAACAUUACUUUCCAUAAAAAGUAACUAAGUAACAUAAUUAGUUACUUUUUUAGGGAGUAACGCAAUAUUGUAAUGCAUUACUUUUAAAAGUUAUUUUCCCCAACACUGCUGAUAACACUACCUAGUGCUGUGGCUGUGUAUUGCAGAAUGUUGCAGAAUAUAAAUGCAAUCACAUAUGUGAAGAUCCAACAUAAUCUCUGCUAAUUACAUGCUGCAGUUACAAUAUGAAUGCAGUCAUUAAUGAAGCAAUCUUCACAAGUUAAAGACACAAUCUGUGCUCGUAGCUUAAAUAAAUGUAAAACUAAAAACUUUGCUGUCUUUUUUUUUUAUUGCUUAUAAAGUGUUUCCUGCUGCUUUUUAUCUUUUCACUCAUAUUUACUUUUUUUUUUAACCAAGGGCAUUAUUUUUUAUGAUUUAUUAAUUAACUCAUGAAUGAUUAUUUGUUUGCAUUAAUAUUUUUUCUGUUGUAGGUAUUGAGAAUCAUGAAUUUCACUACUGUUGGUUUGACUUCUUGAAUUGUAGUAUUGUGAGAACACAAUAUAUGUGACCCUGGAGCACAAAACCAGUCUUAAGUCGCUGGGGUAUAUUUGUAACAAUAGCCAAAAAUACACUGUAUGGGUCAAA